Molecule: messenger RNA, 1416 nt
Organism: Oldenlandia corymbosa var. corymbosa
Lineage: Eukaryota; Viridiplantae; Streptophyta; Magnoliopsida; Gentianales; Rubiaceae
Source: the annotation of a GenBank genome assembly
GUUACACAUUGGUUUUGAGUUACUUUACUAUCAACCCUUUUUUUUUAAGACAUUCAGAAGAUCCCAGAAAAAAAGAAUGGCUCAGAAAAGCAAGAUUUUGAUCAUCGGUGGAACAGGGUACAUUGGCAAGUUCGUUGUCGAGGCAAGCUUGAAAGAAGGCCAUCCGACCUUUGUUUUGGUUAGGGAAAGCACCGUUUCUGAUGCUGUUAAGGGAAAACUGGUCGAAACUUUCAAGACUUCCGGCGCUACAUUGGUUUAUGGUGAUUUGUACGAUCAUGGUAGCUUGGUGAAAGCCAUAAAAGAGGUUGAUGUGGUUAUAUCAACUGUUGGCCACCAACAAUUGAAUGAUCAGACCAAGAUCCUUGAUGCAAUCAAAGAAGCCGGAAAUGUUAAGAAAUUCUACCCAUCAGAAUUUGGGAUUGAUGUGGAUCGCCACCAUGCAGUUGAGCCAGCCAAAUCCACAUUUGGUGGAAAGUCUCAAUUGCGCAGAGGGAUUGAAGCAGCAGGAAUUCCGCACACAUAUCUUGUAUCCAAUGCUUUUGCAGGUUAUUUUCUCCCAACUCUGGUCCAACCAGGCGCCACUGCUCCACCCCGCGAUAAAGUUGUGAUCUUGGGAGAUGGAAAUGCCAAAGCUGUUUUCAAUGAAGAACAUGAUAUUGGUACAUUUACCAUCAAAUCUGUGGAUGACCCGAGGACACUGAAUAAGAUUGUGUACAUCAGGCCUCCCAAAAACGCUGUGUCAUUCAAUGAGAUUGUGGCAAUCUGGGAGAAGAAGAUUGGCAAAACUCUGGAGAAAGAAUAUGUUCCUGAGGAACAACUUCUGAAACAAAUUCAAGGUUCUCAAUACUGAGCAAGAUUAACAAAUUACAUUGUGUUAAUUUUCUUUUUUUCUUCUUCAAACUUUUUUCCUGAUUAAUAAUGUAUUUGUUGUUUAUGCAGAGUCACCAAUUCCGGUGAACGUGAUAUUAUCAAUCAACCAUGCAAUUCUGGUGAAGGGUGACACGACCAACUUUGAAAUCGAGCCAUCUUUUGGUGUGGAGGCUUCUGAGCUUUAUCCUGAGGUCAAGUACACCACCGUGCAGGAGUACAUUGAGAAACUUGCUUGAAUUUCCUAAGUCUUGAUAGGUGUUUUUUUUCUUUUUUUUCCUCCUCCUCUACAGAAGAAACGUUGAGCCUAAUGUUUUCAUAGGUGUUUGCCUCCUCUUUGUAACAAAUAAAUAAAUAAAUAUAUAAAAACAUGUUCCUGUUUGAUAAUUUUGCCAUUUUGAGAUUACUAUUAAUAUGUGUAAUUUGUUCUGUUUGGGGUAUUUAUAAAAGUUGAAAUUCAAGUACCUAAGCCAAAAUGUACCCAUGUUGUUAAUUAAUCCAAAGAUUGAGAGAACAAUUCUGAAUAGAAAUCACCUGUAAACAUUAAGG